Aedes aegypti (yellow fever mosquito) is the source of this 1302-nucleotide messenger RNA. Its product is annotated as probable serine hydrolase. Lineage: Eukaryota; Metazoa; Arthropoda; Insecta; Diptera; Culicidae. The transcript has 2 exons. The record is from RefSeq and is a predicted model, not a curated record. Bases 118 to 1137 code for a protein of 339 amino acids.
AUCAUCAUGCUUUAGUGUGAAAUCAAGAGCAGAGUACGCAGCAGGAACUUACAUCCGUUCCCACUCGUAGGAUAAGAUUUUUGAAACAUUGGGUUAUAGUAAUCACCUUCGAGAGUAAUGAGCAGUUCAACAGUCAUGUCAGAGGCUGAACUUCGUACACCGGAUCUCCACCCCAUGAUAAGAUACAUUGAGCUGCAUGAUAGAAAAAAUAAUGUAACCGAGGUGGAAAUUCCUAUUCCUUACGGCAAAAUCGCUGGCAAAUGGUUUGGACCAAAGAACGUUCAGCCGAUACUGUGCCUUCACGGGUGGUUGGACAACUGUGGAACUUUUGAUAGGCUCAUUCCAUUGUUGCCAGCAGAUGUGAGCUUUCUUGCGAUCGAUUUCCCCGGACAUGGCCACUCUUCGUGGGUUCCCGAUGGUAUGGCAUAUCACCAGUUGGAUAGCGUCGUUCUUAUAUUGCAAAUCAUGAAGGAAUAUAAGUGGGAUAAAGUGGCUAUAAUGGCACAUUCCAUGGGAGCCAUCAUCGGGUUCAUGUUCACAGCUAUGUUUCCAGAAAAAGUUGAAUUUCUCAUAGGCAUAGAUGCUCUGAAGCCCCACAGUUACUACCCUGGAAAGUUCCUUAUGAUUGCUGCACCAUUGCUAUCCAAGUUCAUCGAGGCUGACCAGAGGAAUCGUGAAAAGUCGGAACCUCCCGCAUAUACCUACGAAGAGAUGGUGGAUAAAAUGUAUGAUGCAACAUUCGAGUCUGUGACCAAAGAAACGGCACCUUUCUUGCUACAGCGGAACAUCAAGCCCUCAAAAAAGUUUCCCGGGAAGUACUACUUUGAUCGCGACAACAAAGUCAAGUACAACAAUAUUCCCGGCUGGUCGGAUGAGGUGAACUGGGAUUUGGGCAAGCGAGUGAAGGUUCCACAGUUGACGAUCAAGGCGAAAGAUUCCCCGUACCCGGGAUCCUGGCAGGGAUUCAAACCAAUGGUAGAAGUGCUAAAGGAGCACAAUCCUCAUUUUCAGCUGGAGUUCGUGAAAGCAUCACACCAUGUGCACUUAACAGAUCCGGAGCUCAUCGCUCCCAUAAUAACGGAAUUUCUGCGAAAGUAUUGGAUCAAGCGUCAGGAUAGCUUAGUUAGUAAACUGUGAUAAGGGAUAUGGGGAUUAUUUCCAUGGGGUAUAACGAAUUUUUAAGGAACUAGUCUCGGGUGGAUGAUUUGAAAAUGUAUAAUUGUUACAUUAUAGGUAUUAGGGUGCCGGUGCCAUUAGUGGACUACCUAAGCUAUAAAAAAUCAUAACAAAAUAACGAAAAGC